Molecule: messenger RNA, 1446 nt
Organism: Caenorhabditis briggsae
Lineage: Eukaryota; Metazoa; Nematoda; Chromadorea; Rhabditida; Rhabditidae
Gene: Cbr-trpa-2
Product: Protein CBR-TRPA-2
Exons: 7
Coding region: 1-1446 (481 amino acids)
Source: RefSeq, a predicted model, not a curated record
AUGAGGAGCCCCAAAGACGAGGAGAUGCCUCUUCGAGAACGCGGUGAUAACGACGAGAUCACUUUAGAGUUUUGCAAUCGCAGAUCCAGAAUUCGAAGGAACAAAGCAGAGGAUUCCGCUACUUUCAUGUUUGAUUAUUUGAGAGACCCAGAAGAAGGGGAAACUCUGAAUUGGCGGGAGCUUCGAAAACUGAAAGCUGGAAAGAAAUGGGGCGUCAUUCGUCAUCCGUAUAUUUUGAAUUACAUUAAUCAGAAAUUGAUCGAUUGUGCGCUUUUCUACAGUUUGCACAUCUUAGCGUUCCUGUUUUUCUUCCUUCUCCUCGCUUGGCACGUCUUCUCAAGAAACAUUUUCAAGGACUUCUUGAUUAGUAUCUUCACUGGAGUCUUCUUCAUGUUCUUGGUCCUCAAAGGAACAAUCAAGGCUAGAGUAACUAAAAGUGUGUCCACGUGGUUCGUCGUCGCUUUCUGCUUCAAUAUGUUCACCUACGGAGCCACUCUGUCUUACGUUUGGCUCCCCACUGUUUUCUCCUACGAUGAUUACCAUCAGGAAGUUAAAAAAAUCAUCACAUGGUUCCUCCCUAUCAUCGCUAUCAUCUCUGCCUGGGCGAACCUCUUGUAUAUAAUGAGAAAAUCGCCAUUUGGAAUCUAUAUCUUCAUGAUGACUCGAAUUCUCAGAAGUUUUGCACAUAUCGCCACAAUCUGGAUUCCAACUCUUAUCGCCUUCUCCUUCGCCUUUCUUCUCAUAAUGCGAGAUACCGGAGUCAAGCCAUGGCCUCUUAUCGACCAACAAGCUGCUAACAUGACAAUGGUUCAAACUAUGCUUGUGAUUCUACAAGCCGUCACCAAAACAUCCACAAUGAUGAUCGGAGAAGUUGAUGCCAAUGACAUUCUUGACACCAAUCAAUGGAUCCCAUCAAUUCUCGUCUUGGUCUUCGAAAUAAUUACAGUAAUCCUUCUGAUGAAUUUGAUGGUUUCGUUGGCAGUUGGUGACGUCACUUAUUUAAAGAACACUGCACAGGAUAAAAUUCUGAAGAUCAAAGUGAAUUUUGUAAUUGAAGCUCUCCAGCUGAGCGAGCAGUUCUCCAAUAGUGUCUUCCGAUUGCACACAAAUCCCACAUCGAAUAUUCUAGUGAUUAUGGAUGAUGGCUCUUAUAUUGCAACGUUCGAUGAAUUCCCCAAAGUUGCACCAGUUGCCGUUGCAGAUGAAGCAUUCAAAAUCAGUUUCUUGGAGUCUGGAAUGCGUCUUCGUAUCAAAACAACUUCUGGAAAAGUCAAAACCGCUACAGUUAGCAAAUGCGAUAUUGAGUGUAUUGAAUCCACAGAAUCUGGAAUUCCAGUCAUCAUGAGUACACCAGAUUCUAAAAUCUAUGAGAACGAGGACACCUACUGGACCACUUUCUCCAAGUGGCUCAUUGGUCUUGAUUGGGCUGGAUAUUUGGAUAUCUAA